UUUCUGCCUUUUCCCUGGAGGAGGCAGGCAGUCACAAUUUGAUCAGUGAAUGAUAGCCUCUGACUUGGAAGGCAUCUUCUUUGUCUACCACAGACAUUUCCAGAGAGCUGGGCUCCUUCUGCUGUCGCCAUUGCUAGGGAGGUCCAGCCCUUCUCCAGAAGGGAGAUUGCAACUUCCCGGUUGACCUCCCCAUGGGGGAUCCAGCACUUCUGGUGGCUGCGGUUGAGCCCUUCUGCCUUAAAUUGUAAAAAUAAAGCAUAUAGAUAUAGCUUUAUGCUUUUCUGCAGUGUAUUGCAGUGUGCAUCUUCGUCCCACAGAAACCACUGACACAUGGCAAUGCACCUGUAGGUGACUUUCUCUACAUGAGAAGCAGUGCUGAAGUUCAGGAGGUUCUGCCAUUUCUACAGUGCAGCAUGUACCAUGCUUAUCACCCCCUCACAUUGUGGAGAUGUUGUUUUAUGUUGGUGUGUUUUCGAUUACUGUCAUGGAAAUUAUUAAUAUUUGUACUUCCUCUGCUGUCCUUUGCACUGUUACCAAGUCUGCACAUGUCCUUAGCAUUUAAUAACUGCAAAAAAAAUUAUUACUCCCUCCUCCUGUUAAGGCAGGGGUGAUUUUCCUUAAUUUAAUCCACUUGUGUGUGUGUGUGUGUGUAUAUAUAUAUAUAUAAAAAAAUAAUAUUUUAGUUUUGCACUGAUAGUUUCUUCUUUACUUGUUUUUAUUCAUCUAAACCAUCUAAAAAUGGUAUGGUUGGACUGCUCACCUUAAACUUCUGAAUUUUGCAUGUUACAGAGUUUGGUGUCGUCUUAUUUUCUAGAACCAGAAGUCUGAAUUUGUUUGUCUUUGGUCUUUAACUUCUAAUGUCAACUGUACUGUAUACUUUUCUCUUAAAAUUAUAUAAUCUCUGAAUAAUUCAGCAAUUUCAUGUACCUGAUAAGCUUGCUGAUCACAAAUUCCAGUGUGCGGAUACUCUACUUCUGAACUGUUUAAACCACAUUCACUAUAGGUUGUCUUGAAACCCAAUUAUGUCGAUCUUUGAAAGAGUCUUAUAGCAGCAAGGCAGCACAGCUACAGAGUUUGCAAGUAUUUUGACUACUGAAACACAUUUUACCUGUCUUGAAUCAUAUGUCUUGAAGUACUAUCCUUUUAGUAAGUGGGGAAACUUAUGGAUGAACCGUAACAAUCUUGGAGUGACACUGUGUAUCGGGGGAAACUAGUACCUGUAGCAGCCUUUGGAGGACCACAUGGGGAACUGAAACUUGUUGCAGUGUGAUGUGAACACGACAUCUGUCGUCAUUGGCAAUAUCCAACCUGAAACUGAAUGAUCAUAAGAGUUUGCAAUGGCAAUGCUCUGGAAAUUCAUGAGAGUAGCUAAGUAUUCUAAAGCAGCUUUAUCACCAAAAGUAAAGGUAAGAGGAAUUCCUACCCAUUCAAGGCAUUCUUCAUCCAAGUCUGUACCUUCAGAUUUUGCUGCCAACACACCCUGCUCAAAUACUGUGGAACUACUUGGUAGAGCUUAUCCUCAAGAUGAGUACAGCAAUGUCACAGAGAAGAUUCUUUCCAAGGUGGGGAAGAACUUACACAACAAAAAGCAUCACCCUUUGUGGCUAAUCAAGGAGCAGGUGAAGGACCACUUUUACAAACAAUAUAUUGGACGCCGUGGGACUCCGCUCUUUUCUGUCUAUGACGGUCUUUCUCCAGUAGUUACAGUACAGCAGAACUUUGAUAGUUUGCUUAUCCCGCAAAACCAUGCCAGCAGACGGAAAGAGGAUAACUAUUACUUGAAUCGUGAUCACAUGCUAAGAGCACAUACAUCAGCUCAUCAGUGGGACUUGAUACACUCCGGCCUAGAUGCCUUUCUGGCAGUGGGAGAUGUCUAUCGCCGUGAUACAAUUGAUAACACCCACUACCCAGUCUUCCAUCAGAUGGAAGGAGUUCGGCUCUUCUCCUGUCAUGAGUUGUUCUCCAACAUUGAAGAUGGUGAAGGCUUACAGUUGUUUGAGCAAGGUCAUCGCACUGUACACAAGCAGGAGUGUCACACCAUGGAGGCAGUGAGGCUGGUGGAGUUCAACCUGAAGCAAGUGCUCACGAAGCUCAUGACUCACAUCUUUGGUGAUGGACUGCAAGUCAGAUGGGUAGACUGCUACUUCCCGUUUACUCACCCUUCCUUUGAGAUGGAGAUCAACUUCCAAGGAGAGUGGCUGGAGGUCCUGGGUUGUGGGGUCAUGGAGCAACAGCUGGUUAACUCAGUGUUGAAGCUGUUUAACAGGAUAUGUCAAUGGUGUGGGACAAAUGCAGAAAGACAAAAGAAUAAAGCAGAAGCUGGUGCUCAGGAUAAAAUUGGCUGGGCAUUUGGCUUGGGUUUGGAGAGGCUGGCCAUGAUCCUGUACGAUAUCCCUGACAUCCGACUGUUCUGGAGUGAAGAUGAACGCUUCUUGAAGCAGUUUAUUGUGCCUCACAUUUGGCAAAAAAUAACAUUCCAGCCACUCAGCAGAUAUCCACCUUUGAUCAAUGACAUCUCCUUUUGGCUGCCUUCUGAGCCAUACUCCAAGAAUGAUUUCUACGAUUUGGCUCGAACCAUUGGUGGAGACCUAAUAGAGAAGGUUGUCCUAGUGGAUGAAUUUACCCAUCCAAAGACAAAGAAGGUGAGCCAUUGCUACCGUAUCAUUUACCGCCACCCGGAGAGGACUUUAACGCAGGAUGAGGUGCAUCGCAUCCAUCAAGCUAUUGAAGAAUCAGCAGUUCGAGAACUUGGGGUUGAGGGCAGAUUCUAACAUUGCUGGUCCAAAGCCCUAAUGACAGAUGCUUUUCCUUUUCUUUCUUUUUCCUUUUUUUUUUUUUUUUUUGUCUUUUUGAGACGGGGGGUACAAGUAAAGAGAGGGGGUUUGUGACUGAAACUAGCACAUGGAAAAUGAUUGAUAAAUGGGCAAUGGUAAAACUACCAGAUAAUAAACAUUACUACUGAGAAAUCAUUGACAAAGCAUUGACACUUUAUUUUAAGAAAUGGGGGAACAGCAGUAAUGUAAGAUUUCCCUCCUGUUACAAUAAGAAAUACACUGCCUGGUGGUUUUCUGUGUUGUUAAUUGGUCCCUGGGUUCCAUUAAACUGUAAA
This is a messenger RNA of Grus americana (Whooping crane), 3109 nucleotides long. RefSeq names its product phenylalanyl-tRNA synthetase 2, mitochondrial (gene FARS2). The record is from RefSeq and is a predicted model, not a curated record. The transcript is spliced from 8 exons. Bases 1338 to 2771 code for a protein of 477 amino acids. Gene Ontology annotation, cellular component: mitochondrion; cytoplasm. Gene Ontology annotation, biological process: phenylalanyl-tRNA aminoacylation. Lineage: Eukaryota; Metazoa; Chordata; Aves; Gruiformes; Gruidae. Gene Ontology annotation, molecular function: phenylalanine-tRNA ligase activity; tRNA binding; ATP binding.